Gracilinanus agilis (Agile Gracile Mouse Opossum) is the source of this 2373-nucleotide messenger RNA. RefSeq names its product solute carrier family 9 member A7 (gene SLC9A7). The coding region runs from base 1 to 2121 and encodes 706 amino acids. Gene Ontology annotation, molecular function: sodium:proton antiporter activity. The record is from RefSeq and is a predicted model, not a curated record. Gene Ontology annotation, biological process: proton transmembrane transport; regulation of pH; sodium ion transport. Gene Ontology annotation, cellular component: recycling endosome; membrane. NCBI's taxonomy places the organism in Eukaryota, Metazoa, Chordata, Mammalia, Didelphimorphia, Didelphidae. The transcript has 17 exons.
AUGGUGCCACCGCUUCCCACGGCUCCCGGCCCGCUGCCGCCUGUGCUGCUGCUGCUUUUGCUGCAGCUGUGCAGGGGUCUGCGCGCUGAGGACAGUGGCGCCAUGGAGGAGAUCGCCACUGAGAAGGAGGCGGAGGAGAGCCACCGGCAGGACAGCGUGAGCCUCCUGACGUUCAUCCUGCUCCUCACCCUCACCAUCCUUACCAUCUGGCUCUUCAAACACCGCCGGGUGCGCUUCCUGCAUGAGACCGGCCUGGCUAUGAUUUAUGGACUCAUUGUGGGGGUGAUUCUGCGGUACGGCAUUCCUGCUACCAGUGGCCAUGAUAAGUCUCUCAGCUGUUCUCAAGAAGACAGACCAUUCAGUACUCUGCUAGUUAAUGUCAGCGGGAAGUUCUUUGAGUACACGUUAAAAGGAGAAAUUAGUCCUGGAAAGAUCAAUAACGUUGAGCAGAAUGACAUGCUGAGAAAGGUAACUUUUGAUCCAGAAGUAUUCUUCAAUAUUUUGCUGCCACCAAUUAUUUUCCAUGCUGGAUAUAGUUUAAAGAAGAGACACUUUUUCAGGAAUCUUGGGUCUAUUCUGGCGUAUGCUUUCUUAGGAACUGCUGUCUCCUGUUUCAUUAUUGGGAAUCUUAUGUAUGGUGUGGUGAAGCUCAUGAAGCUCGUAGGACAGCUCUCUGACAAAUUUUACUACACAGAUUGUCUCUUGUUUGGAGCAAUUAUCUCUGCCACUGAUCCAGUGACUGUUCUGGCCAUAUUUAAUGAACUACAUGCUGACGUGGACCUAUAUGCCCUUCUUUUUGGAGAAAGUGUCCUAAAUGAUGCUGUGGCCAUAGUGUUAUCCUCGUCUAUCGUUGCCUACCAGCCAACUGGAUUGAAUACCCAUGCUUUUGACGCAGCAGCCUUCUUUAAAUCUGUGGGAGUAUUCCUGGGAAUAUUCAGUGGCUCCUUUGCCAUGGGAGCAGUGACUGGAGUCGUGACAGCUCUAGUAACCAAGUUUACUAAGCUUCACUGCUUCCCCCUGCUGGAGACUGCUCUCUUUUUCUUAAUGUCCUGGAGUACCUUCCUUUUAGCAGAAGCCUGUGGGUUUACAGGUGUUGUCGCGGUCCUCUUCUGUGGAAUUACCCAAGCUCAUUACACCUACAACAACCUGUCAGUGGAGUCAAGAAGUCGAACAAAACAACUUUUUGAAGUGCUCCACUUCCUGGCAGAGAACUUCAUAUUCUCCUACAUGGGCUUAGCCUUGUUCACUUUCCAGAAGCACAUUUUCAGCCCUAUAUUCAUCAUUGGAGCUUUUAUUGCUAUCUUCCUGGGAAGAGCUGCACACAUUUACCCUCUCUCAUUCUUCUUGAACCUGGGCAGAAGACAUAAGAUUGGCUGGAACUUUCAACACAUGAUGAUGUUUUCAGGCCUUCGAGGAGCAAUGGCUUUUGCAUUGGCCAUCCGGGACACGGCGACUUACUCUCACCAAAUGAUGUUCUCCACAACUCUCCUGAUUGUCUUCUUCACUGUUUGGUUCAUCGGUGGAGGAACGACCCCCAUGUUGUCAUGGCUGAACAUAAGAGUCGGUGUCCAGGAUUCAUCAGAAGAGGAUCUCAGUGAAACCCGCUGGAGGUAUUUCAGAGUUGGAGUUGAUCCAGAUCAAGACCCACCACCCAGCAAUGACAGCUUUCAAGUCUUGCAGGGGGAUGGUCCAGAUGCUACCAGAGGAAAUCGAACAAAGCAGGAAAGUGCCUGGAUAUUCAGGCUAUGGUACAGCUUCGACCACAACUACUUGAAGCCUAUCCUCACUCACAGUGGACCACCAUUAACGACAACCCUUCCAGCGUGGUGUGGGCUGCUGGCUCGGUGCCUAACCAGCCCACAGGUGUAUGAAAAUCAGGAACAGCUGAGAGACGAAGACUCUGAUUUUAUCCUGAACGACGGCGACCUCACGCUGACAUACGGAGACAGCACCAUAACAGCAAAUGGCUCCUCGGGCUCCCACACGGCCACCACAAGCCUCGAGGGCCGGAGAACAAAAAGCAGCUCGGAGGAGGCGCUAGAACGAGACCUGGGCAUGGGAGACCACGAAGUUUCAAACCGGGGCACCCGACUGGUAUUUCCUUUGGAAGACAAUGCAUGACCCCCAAAUUCCUAAAGCAUAAGGGUAGGCCCAUAGCCAGAGCGAAGAGGGGGGUGGCAGGCCCCCCUGUGUCGUUUGAGGUGGAAGGUGGUCAGGGACCUGAACUGACACUUCUAUUACCAAUGGUUUUAUUGAGGUCUGAAGAUCCAAACCUUAUUGUGACUUCCCCACCCCCCAAUUUCCCCCCAAAAAAAAUUUCAUUAAAGAUGCAGGUGGUGAGGUUAAAGUGUUUCCAAAUUAAGACAAUAAUGA